AUGAGUUUAUUGCAGAUUAAUACCGUCGAUCGGUUAGACCGGCCUAGCGCUUAUUAUGCUGGCAAGAACAAGCGCCGCAGAGAUCGUGAUGAUGAAAAGGAGCAGGAAGAUCCCAACUCCAAGCUCCACAAUGCGACAACACUCUACGUGGGUAACUUGUCUUUCUAUACAACAGAGGAACAGAUUCAUGAGCUCUUCUCCAAAUGCGGCGAAGUCAAGCGGUUGGUAAUGGGUCUUGACCGUUUCAAUAAAACACCCUGUGGGUUCUGCUUUGUCGAAUACUACAAUCAUCAAGAUGCUGUGGACUGCCUGAAGUACAUUGGAGGUACUAAGCUGGACGAGCGCAUUAUCCGGACUGACCUGGAUCCCGGCUUUGAGGAGGGUCGGCAAUAUGGACGUGGAAAAUCAGGUGGCCAAGUCCGUGACGAGUACCGUGAAGAAUACGAUCCCGGCCGAGGUGGCUACGGCCGUGCUUACGAUGAGCAGCGCGCACGAGAGGAAGAAGAAUAUGGUGCGGGACGAUAG
This is a messenger RNA of Penicillium pulvis, 525 nucleotides long. RefSeq names its product nuclear cap-binding protein subunit CBC2. The coding region runs from base 1 to 525 and encodes 174 amino acids. The transcript is spliced from 5 exons. Gene Ontology annotation, biological process: mRNA cis splicing, via spliceosome. The record is from RefSeq and is a predicted model, not a curated record. NCBI's taxonomy places the organism in Eukaryota, Fungi, Ascomycota, Eurotiomycetes, Eurotiales, Aspergillaceae. Gene Ontology annotation, cellular component: nuclear cap binding complex. Gene Ontology annotation, molecular function: RNA cap binding.